AUGUCCGAAAUUUAUUUAGUUACUGGUGGUACAGGGUACGUGGGUGCCUUUACUGUGUUAGAAUUAUUAGAACAAGGUCAUAAAGUUAAAACCACUAUUCGUAAUCUUGGUAAAGAAAGUCAAUUCCGUGAAUCCUUAUAUGAAUCAUCACCAAAAUUAACCAAAGCUAUUGUGGAUGAAAAUUUAACGGUUUUACAAGCUGAUUUAUUAGAUGAUAAAGGAUGGGAAGAAGCUUUUAAAGAUGUCACUUAUGUUUUACAUGUUGCUUCUCCAUUCCCAUCUUCUAAACCUUCUGAUCCUCAAGUUUUAAUUAAACCAGCUGUAGAAGGUACAUUAAGAAUUUUAAAAUUUGCGGCCAAAUCUCCAUUAGUUAAACAUGUGGUAAUUACAUCAUCAUUCGCUGCUAUUGGAUUUGGAUUCCCUGAUGAUAGAACAGAACCAUAUUCCGAAAAGGAUUGGUCCAUUGUUGAAAAAACCGAUUUUAGUCCUUAUAUUCAACUGAAAACUUUAGCUGAAAAAUCCGCCUGGGAUUUCGUUAAAGAUCCUGCUAAUAACGUUAAAUUCGGGUUAACUACCAUUAAUCCAGCUUUAAUCAUUGGUGCAUCAUUAAAGGGUCAAGUUACUGAUUCCACUUCAUUAUUAAGAAUUAAAAAUUUAGUCGAUGGAACAUAUAAGGAUAAAGGUAUUGCCCCAUCUCUGACUCAUUUGGUUAAUGUGAAAGAUGUGGUUAAAUUACAUCUUGAAUCAUUAACUAAUCCAAAAGCUAAUGGAGAAAGAUUCUUAACUCAUAGUGGACCUAAUCUUUCGUUUUAUGAAGCUGCUCAAAUUUUAAAGAAAUCAAAUAUAAGUGAAGAUUUAAAGAAGAAUUUACCAAUUAAGGAAUUAGAAGGAUCAGAACCUUUGAAACCUUGUGAUAUUUCCAAAGCUAAGAGUGUUUUCAAUUGGACUCCAAUUCCAAAUGAAGUAUCAUUAGUAGAAACCAUUGAAGGAUUAAUUGCUGAUGGACAAUUAUAA
Molecule: messenger RNA, 1014 nt
Organism: Scheffersomyces coipomensis
Lineage: Eukaryota; Fungi; Ascomycota; Pichiomycetes; Serinales; Debaryomycetaceae
Product: Coumarine and phenylpropanoid biosynthesis
Exons: 1
Coding region: 1-1014 (337 amino acids)
Molecular function (GO): oxidoreductase activity, acting on the CH-OH group of donors, NAD or NADP as acceptor
Source: RefSeq, a predicted model, not a curated record